AUGAGCUUCGGUAAACCUACCAUGCGGGUUACUCCUGGUACUUCUCUAAUAGCAGUGAUCCAUGAAAGAAACACUGUGGUGUGCCUCGAAAGGCCAGCCGUCAUGAUUGAGUGCGGCGCUUUUGCUGGCUUUCAGUGGUUUUUCCUCAAAAUGAAUACACGUUCUCGUACUCGCCGUGCGUCUGAAGUAAACGCAUUAUAUGAGGCUGCAGAUGUUUUUGACGACGAAGAAAGUGAAAGCGAGACUGAAUCAGUUUUUGAAGUGCAGCAUAAUGAGAGUGAUGAAGACGGAAGCGAAGAAGAGCAGGUAGAAGCUGUUGAAAGUAAGUCAUCAAGCAAUGAGUCUGAAUCAAUACCUAGUACAUCAGGCAAGAGGAAACGUGGUCGACCAAGC
This is a messenger RNA of Brenthis ino (lesser marbled fritillary), 393 nucleotides long. The record is from the annotation of a GenBank genome assembly. Lineage: Eukaryota; Metazoa; Arthropoda; Insecta; Lepidoptera; Nymphalidae.